Messenger RNA from Gossypium arboreum, 1255 nucleotides. Its product is annotated as succinate dehydrogenase assembly factor 2, mitochondrial-like. The coding region runs from base 433 to 969 and encodes 178 amino acids. The record is from RefSeq and is a predicted model, not a curated record. The transcript has 6 exons. Gene Ontology annotation, biological process: mitochondrial respiratory chain complex II assembly; protein-FAD linkage; tricarboxylic acid cycle. Lineage: Eukaryota; Viridiplantae; Streptophyta; Magnoliopsida; Malvales; Malvaceae. Gene Ontology annotation, cellular component: mitochondrion.
UUGAUUGAUGAAAUCUAGGUAAAUUCUUGUUCAGAAACAUGUGAAAAAAUCAGAAAUAAAAUCCUAUUGAUAUUGCCUAGUCUAUUAAGAUAAUAUAGAAAUAAAAAAGAAAUCCUAUGAAAAAACAAAACGCCAAAAGUAAAGCCCACUUGCUUGGGAAGAUUCACACCACUCCCAUCAUCUGUCUCUCUAUUAAUUGCCGGUUUAUCUUUCCCAAAAACUUUCUUUCCCAUUCAAAGCAACGCUCCUUAAUAUCCCAAGAAUCAUCUUUUUCAAAACAUUUUACUCCAACGUUUUGAUUUCCAUGGAGCAAACCUUCAUUUUCCUCACAAAAACCUCAGUCUGGUUCUCAGACCCAUUCGUCCUCUAGUGUUUUGACUGCAUACCUUGGUACCGCUCCUUCCAGUGUUCCAGAAUCGGUUCGUUUAGACAAUGGCUACCCUCAGAAUAGCUCUUCGUAACGUCCACCGCAUCUUUAAUACCUCCGCCGUUUCCGGCCGUACAACGACCGUUUUCAGGCCACAGUAUGGUUGGGUUUCAACAUAUUUUUCAACUAAUAUUGGUAACACUCAGUCAUUAAACAUCGAUCUUUCUAACGAAGAAAGCAAAAGGCGUCUUUAUAACAGAUUGUUGUAUAGGAGCAAACAAAGAGGGUUUUUGGAGCUGGAUUUGGUUUUGGGAAAAUGGGUUGAAGAACAUAUCCAUUCUAUGGAUGAAAAUGGAAUUAAAGCUCUUGUUAAGGUUCUCGAUUUGGAAAACCCCGACCUUUGGAAAUGGCUAACCGGUCAAGAACAACCACCCGAAGCAGUGACCGUUAAUCCUGUCUUCUCUGCAGUGCAACAGAGGGUCUUGAAAAACCUCAACAACCAUUCCUCUCCCGAGACCAGAGCAACCCCUGGCCAGCCAUGGGUGAGAGGGUGGGAUGAUAUCAAAAAAGGUCGCGAUAGCCCAAUCACCGGAAAUCAGUAGAGCUUUUCUUUUGCCUUUGAGAUAACAGGUUCUUAAGGCUUGUUUAUUUCGAAACAAAUUAAGGUUUGUAAUAUGUAAUUUCUUCGAUAUUGUAUGCUAGAAUAUGAAAUAAGGAUGGCUGCAUUGCUGCAGUGAAGCUGGAGAUGUAAGAAAACCCUGAAUGUAUUUGGUAUAGGCCUUAUCUAAGUUGAUCUAUAGCAUAAAAAUUGUGGCUUGAAUUGUCAUUUCUUCUCUGUGCUUUAGCAAAUAGUUAGAAAUAAAGCUUUCUAGUACUCUUUGAGCCAAA